Anastrepha ludens (Mexican fruit fly) is the source of this 2041-nucleotide messenger RNA. RefSeq names its product beta-1,4-galactosyltransferase galt-1. The transcript has 5 exons. The record is from RefSeq and is a predicted model, not a curated record. Bases 552 to 1955 code for a protein of 467 amino acids. NCBI's taxonomy places the organism in Eukaryota, Metazoa, Arthropoda, Insecta, Diptera, Tephritidae.
UAAUCAAUAUUUUAAUUUAAUCGGAAAUUGUAAAGAAAUACAAAUAAGAAAACAAAAUAUCGGUCACACAUAUGUACAUACAUAUGUACAUAGCGCCACAAUAAAAAUAAUAAAACAAAUGAACAGCAACAAACCUAAAAACAACAAUAACAAACACAAGUCGUGGCAAAUCAUGGAAAAGCACCUAUAAUUAAAUAGUAAUGUCCGUGAGAAAAAUGUCAGCUUUGUUUUGGUAAGCGCCUCAAGCAGCUCAAGAGUCUCAAGUCGGCAACAAUAGACGGCAAAACAAGCGCGACCGACCAGUUAAACAGCUGCAACGCGCACGAUACGAAGCAUAUGCAUAGGCGUUCGUGCAAUAAAAAUCAAAAACCUUUAAAAAAAACCUUAUAGAAACCCCGUGUGUGCGAAAUAAAGUGUGAUAUAAUUGCUUGUGUAAUAGAUAAAGGUUAUCUGCAAAAAAAAAAGAAAAGUAAACAAUUUUGUGUGCGUUAGAAAGAAUUGAAAUUGCGCUCAUUUAUGUUUACGCGUUAAACAAAUUUUAUAAGCAGAAAAUGUUGUCAAGCAAUGGCAAUCAGGCCCAAUAUGUGUACUUUUUAUUGUCGGGCACAGUGGCAAUGGUUAUUAUCAUACUCGCCUACGUAUCAGUGCGCACAACACUAGAUUCUAAGUUACGCGAAGAUCUUGGCUCAUUACAAAAAUCCUAUUUAUAUGUUAAGCCAACGCUGUCAUGGGAAUACAACAACUCUUGGCGUCAAAUUGGCAGCAAAUCGAAUCACUUAAUAUACUCGGCAUAUUUCGAUAAUAGAUUAGAUGUGAUUGAUACAAUUGUUGAUCAUGAAACCAGAGUUCCCAUAGGUUCAUUGCGUAUAAUCGCUAUACUACCUCGGCAGUUCGAGGAUGUCAUUACGUGCACCAUCAGAUUCGAGGACUUUGUCGAUGAAUUUGUCGAUGUGCAAGUUCAUCCACUGAAAGAACAUCAUGACUGCAAAUUCGCUCCUUAUUCGAUCAUGUGCCCUCUAUAUGUGAAUCGCAACAACACUGUGAUGCGCCUGCCACAAGCAAUAGCCAUUUCAUAUCCAUCGAAUAGACUUAGUAAACUGAGUCCAACAUUUGUGCCAAUCAGCUAUCCCCGCGACAUAGACCAAUUGUUCGCACUCUCCAAGCCCGUACUCUCGGUUUGCGUCGGCACACUGCAACAAAACUACUCGGAUGUUUUGCGCGUCGCAGAAUUUAUUGAAGUUUAUCGCAUUCUGGGCGCUCGUCAUUUUUACUUCUAUCACCUCUCCGCUAGUGAGGAUGUGAUGCGUCUAUUAAAAUACUACCAACGUGAAGGCAUCGUCGAUAUACUGCAGUGGAAUGUACCACCUGAGUUAUUGCCUGAGGUACACUAUAUAGGCAAUAUGGCACAAAUUAACGACUGCGUAUACCGGGCUAUGGUUGUAGAUAACUAUCGAUAUGCCGCCAUAGUCGAUUUGGAUGAGAUACUCAUUCCGCUCAAACAUAAUUCUUUAUUAGCUUUUUUGCGCCAGUGUGAUGAGGGACGUACCUCAGCUUAUGUCUUUCGCAAUGUCUUCUUCUUUAAGCUCGACAGUAAUGACAGUUUUAGCCUGCCAGCUCAUACACGCAAUCGCUUUCUAUAUACACAAAUGAAGGUGCGACGUACGUUAGAAAUUUUACCCGCACAUCAACGAAGUAAGUGCAUCGUGAACACACACUCCAUUAUCGAAAUGGGUAAUCACUUUGUGUGGCGUGAUGCACCUGGCUAUACCGAGGCGAUUGUGCCACAAAGUGUGGGUCUACUUUUCCACUAUCGCAAUCAAUGCAUCAAUUGUAAGGCCCAACUAAUUGUGGACUAUACCGCGCGUCGCUUUGGAUCGUUGAUAUGGGAUCGAGUGGAUGAAACUUGUGGGCAUGUUUUUACAGAAAGAGGUAUAUGCGAGGCGACGCAGAAUUAAGGGGGAAGUUGAGGAACUUGUGACUAAAAAUGGGAGAUAGACAAAAUUGCAUUGUUCAAAAUUUUUAAUUAAGAUAAUUUAUUAAU